CAACAAUGACCUCCGAGUGGGACAUCAACGAUGCGCACAUCCCGUUCGUGCAGGACGUCGCGUACGACAAGUUCAACGAGUGGGCCGACGGCCACUGCCGGUACGUGUACCUGCCGACGGAAGACCAAGCCCGGAAGCACAUCUCUGGCUGGGCGAUGCGUAACACCAACAACCACAACGUGGCAAUCCUGAAGAAGAGCUGCCUCGGCGUGUUGAUCUGUUCGGCCCGCUGUCGGUUACCUAACGGGGGUCAGAUCCAUCUGCGGCCGGCGAUCUGCGACAAGGCCCGGCGGAAGCAACAGGGGCGGGCGUGUCCGAAUCGGAACUGCAAAAAUGGUCGACUGGAGGUGCUGGCCUGUCGGGGUCAUUGCGGAUAUCCGGUGACGCACUACUGGAGACACACGGACCGGGCUAUAUUCUUCCAGGCCAAGGGUAGUCAUGACCAUCCGAAGCCAGAGUCCAAGACCUCGGGGGAGACCCGCAAGCUGGUCGGGGUGUGUGGUUCGAAGAGCAAGACCAAGAAAUUGUCGGUGCUACUGCUGAGGGAUGCCGCAUUGGGGAAUAAGUUGAUGUCCUUGAAAAAUGGAAGCAAACCUGCGAACAGUCCCUCGACAACGGUUGAAAUUCUUCAACCUCCUCCGUUGAUUCCAGAUUCUAGCGUUGACAAGCCAAAAUGCAACACCUGCUUCAAGAGUCCAUGCUGUUGUCGGGUCACACUCCCAAACUCUGCACUGCAGCCUAAACUCUCCAACAUUCCAUCCCCAGCAAUUCAAUACCCGGAAACUUUCAGCAAUCCACAGUCUUCCACGUGGCCAUGCUACCCCACUGGUACGGGUCAUCAAACCUACGAAAGCUGCAUGGGAACCACCCAAACCAUGUCAAGUUAUCCAACCAGCUCAAUCGAAAGUUUCCAACCGGAAGAAAUCUUCCAACUGGAUCAACCACUGCGAGUAGGUCCACCGCAACCGAUGCACAGCAACGUUGUCCCACCUCCAACAACCCUGCUAGAUCUUGGCAGCGGGACAAUUUACAAAAAGUGCAAUCAAAUCGCACCCGACUACUUCAUCUCCGGCAACGGAAACCUGUUCAACGACUACUUAACGCAUCCCGGACCGUUGAGCGACAAAUCGAUGGGACCGUCUCCGACCCAAUACCCAACAGCGGACCUGCCGCGGUCCAUCAAGAAAGAAUCCCUCCCAAAAUCGUACGAAUGCAGCAGCUAUGGUCAACGCCAGCCGACCCCGUCAAGAUUUGACUGUGAUAGUCAGCAAAGCUGCCGGAAGGCGCAGAAAGCUGCAAACCUGAACAACAAUAACCAUCAUGGCGGCCAAUAUGGCGCCGGUGGCGCUUACGCCACGUGUGACGAAGUCAAUUACUGCUACCAAACGGCUUCCGGUACUUAUCAACAGCAGCAGCAGCAGCUUCAACAGCAUGGCUACGGAGGAGCUCAAACGGAUGAGGCCGGCGGAACUCAGAUGCUGAUGGCCAAUGGAUACGCCGAUGAGUACUAUCGAUAUUCUGACGGGGGCGGAGGGGGAGGGUACGGGAAGUUGAGCGCGGUCGGAACCGGAGUGCAGAUGAAUUCGGAUGUUCAGCUUGCUUCGUAUGAUUUUUACUAA
This is a messenger RNA of Culex pipiens pallens (northern house mosquito), 1619 nucleotides long. RefSeq lists its product as uncharacterized. The record is from RefSeq and is a predicted model, not a curated record. Gene Ontology annotation, biological process: gliogenesis; regulation of transcription by RNA polymerase II. Gene Ontology annotation, cellular component: nucleus. Gene Ontology annotation, molecular function: DNA-binding transcription activator activity, RNA polymerase II-specific; RNA polymerase II cis-regulatory region sequence-specific DNA binding. The transcript has 3 exons. Lineage: Eukaryota; Metazoa; Arthropoda; Insecta; Diptera; Culicidae. Bases 6 to 1619 code for a protein of 537 amino acids.